This is a messenger RNA of Pelecanus crispus (Dalmatian pelican), 1607 nucleotides long. The record is from RefSeq and is a predicted model, not a curated record. NCBI's taxonomy places the organism in Eukaryota, Metazoa, Chordata, Aves, Pelecaniformes, Pelecanidae.
CCAGGAUGUCUUCACUAACAGAAAAGGACAGACCGAUUGUUCAGCUGUUACUGAACACUGGCACUUGCCCACGAUGUAUUUUGAGGUUCUGCUGCGUGGGAUCACAGGCGCUUUAUAGACGUCCAUACAAGGAUUUGAUGAAGGAUUUAAAAGAAUUUCUGAAAAAUAAUCAAGAAAAAGAAGAUAGGGUUUGUUUUGACGUAGUUGAUCCACCUUGUAAGAGAAUCAGACUUGAACACACAGAAGAAGGGCCUGAUGAUCUGAACCACAAUGGAGCGCUGCAGCAGAUUCCUUCGGUUAAUGAUGAAAAUACUGCAGUGGAGAACUCAGCUGUGAACAUUUGCAGUGUGUGUUUGGGAAUUCUUCAGGAGUUCUGCGAGGCUGACUUUGUUAAAAAGGUGUGCCAAAAGGUUAAUUCCGCUGACUACCAGUUCACUAGUUUUGUAUUUUCUGUGUCGCUACCCCCACAGUUGUCUGUUAGGGAGCGUGCUGCUUGGCUGCUGGUAAAACAGGAAAUGGGAAAACUGGGCCUUUCCUUGGCAAAGGAUGACAUUGUUCAGCUGAAAGAAGCUUAUAAGUGGAUUAUUCAUCCCCAGUUGUCAGAAGAGUUGGGUGCUCCUGCUGAUGGAAAGAGUUUGUUUGAAGUUAGCGUGGUCUUUGCUCACCCAGAAACAGAGGAGGAGUGCCAUUUCCUAGCUACAGCCUGUCCAGACUGUUUCAAACCAGCAAAGAACAAACAGUCUGUUUUCACGAGAAUGGCAGUUAUAAAAGCUCUAGAGAAGAUAAAAGAAGAGGAUUUUCUCAAGCAUUUUCCAUGUCCCCCAAGUUCACCAAAGAACCUCUGUGUUGCUCUGGAAAUUCAGUGCAAUAAUGGUGCAGUUUUUGUGGCUGGAAGAUACAACAAAUAUUCAAGGAAUUUACCUCAGACUCCCUGGAUUAUUGACGGGGAGCGGAAGCUGGAAUCUUCAGUGGAAGAACUGAUUUCAGAGCAUCUAAUGGCAGAAUUCCAAGCAGAUAGCUUUAAUUUUUCUUCCUCUGGAAGAGAAGAUGUGGAUGUAAGAACACUAGGCAAUGGAAGGCCCUUUGCAAUUGAGCUUGUGAAUCCUCGUAGAAUACGUUUUACUGCUGAGGAAAUGAAGGGACUUCAGCAGACAAUUAAUAACUCUUCAGACAAAAUACAGGUUCGAGAUUUACAGCUUGUCACCAGAGAGGCAAUUGGUCGUAUGAAGGAAGGUGAAGAGGAAAAGACAAAGACCUACAGUGCCUUAAUAUGGACAGACAAAGCAAUACAGAAAGAAGAUAUUGCGUUUCUAGAUGAUAUCAAGGAGUUAAAACUUGACCAGAAGACUCCUCUCCGGGUUCUUCACAGAAGGCCUCUAGCUGUAAGAUGUCGGAUCAUUCACACCAUGAAAUCUGAGUACAUAGACGAGCAUCAUUUUCGCCUGCAUUUGAAGACUCAGGCGGGAACCUACAUUAAAGAAUUUGUACAUGGAGACUUUGGAAGAACAAAGCCCAAUAUUGGCUCCCUACUGAACAGAACUGCCGACAUUCUGGAGUUGGAUGUAGAAUCUGUUGACGUUGACUGGCCUCCGACCUUGGAUAAUUAA